Molecule: messenger RNA, 713 nt
Organism: Phlebotomus papatasi
Lineage: Eukaryota; Metazoa; Arthropoda; Insecta; Diptera; Psychodidae
Gene: ND-B18
Product: NADH dehydrogenase [ubiquinone] 1 beta subcomplex subunit 7
Exons: 3
Coding region: 244-618 (124 amino acids)
Cellular component (GO): mitochondrion
Source: RefSeq, a predicted model, not a curated record
ACUACACGACUGGAAGACCGUCUUGGUCGGCGAAGGUUCAGAGUCCGUUAAACCGUUAUUAAUUGUGGAAAUCAUUGUGGAAUGUAUUUGGAAUCUGUGGAAAUGGGUUUCGGAAUUCUUCCGGAUCACCCUAUUGACGUUUUGUGUUUUGCAAGUUUUUUUUAUUCUGCAAAAAUAUCCAAGAUUUUCGGGAAUUGAGACUUAUUUUCUGUGUUUGGGGGCUCAGUAGGGAAGUCUGUUGAGAUGGGGAAUGCUGUUGGACUGUAUUUGACGAAGCCGGAUACCACGCCGGAUCCCACCAAGGAUCCCAGUUUCGAUCCAAAUCUAGGAUUCCCUUCCGGACGCAAGGAAAGAGUGAUGGUGGCCACAGUGGCUGAGAUGGAAUCCGCCAAAUUGAGCGCUGAGGAACGAGAUUACUGUGCUCAUCACUUGUUGAACUACCGUGCAUGUCGUCGGGAGGAGUGGCCAUGGGUUUACAGAUGCCAUCAUGAGAAGCAUGAGUAUCUAACCUGCGAAUACGAAGACUAUGUUUUGAGAAUGAAGGAAUAUGAGCGUGAGAGAAGACUCCUGGAGCGUCAGAAGAGGAUUCAGAAGAAGCAGGGUUUGGAAUUCUCCUAGAAAUCUUGUCCCUAGGGAGACGUUUAAAAAAAUUAGCUGCAAAAAAACCUGUGUAGAAACUCAGGAUGCGUCUUGUAAAUAAAUUAUCGAGGAAA